AUGGUCUCAAGACUUGUAACAUCCCUGAUUAGUAGUCACGGUACAACGAUGUCACAAAAUUUAGUUUACUAUUCUCUAUUAUUUUGUUGUCUAUUUUCUUUACUAAAUGCAGAUGCAACAGAAUCUCUUAAUUUACUUGUACGUUUAAAAUCGUCAAAUACAAAUCGCUAUUGUCUUCAAAUGGUACUGUUACCAAAAAUAAUUACUGUAAAACAGUUCGGCUGGUAUAAUUUUUAUUAUGCACCAAUAAUAAAUGGUUGUGAUAAAACAAAUAUUUCAUCAAUAUCUUUAUUACCAAUAACAAAUAAUACCAUGUUAGUCGUUAAACAUAAUGCAAAUUGUUCAUUUGCCGAGCAAUCGUACAAUUUUCAGUUAAUAUUUGGAGAUGAAAUCAGCUUAUUAUAUAUAAGUGCUAUUCCAUAUACAACUAUUUCAUCAUUAACAACAAAUAAAACGAUUCCAGUAACAAUUCCCGUUUUACUCAUCAGACAAUCUGAAUUUCAUGAAUUAAUUAAAAAUAAUAUAACAAAUAAAAUUGAACAAGUUUCAAUUGAUUUUCCAUUGCCUCAAUUACGUUUUAAUGUGGUGGUGAUACUAAUGUAUAUUUUAAUUAUUUUGGUGCUUUUUGCGGGUACUAUGUGGGCAGGAGAUGAAUUUAUUCAAAAAAUUGGAAAACAUGCCAUUCAUUAUACGUUUAAACAAGAAAAAUAUUCAUCAGUCAGUACAAAACAAACAACUAACAAUGAUUUUAUCGAAUCUUUAGAAACGAACCAACAGUCAUCGUCAAAUUUGGCAUCGCAAGUAAUUACUGACCAAACGGUAUCUACUUCUCCCACUAAUACUGCUUCAUCACCAUCUUCAACUACAAUUAUUUCCAUAACAUCACCAUCUGAAAAAGUGAAAAAACCAUCAUCAGAAGACGAUGAUCAAGCCAUUUUAACUAUGCCCUAUUGUACAAUAGGAGUUUUAUUAGUAAUGGCAACUGUUUGGAUAUUAUUAAUUUGGAAAUUUCCUAAAGUGAUGGUCAAAGUUUUACAAAUGUUGUUUUGUAUUAGUGGUAUAGUUUCAUUGAUGUCUUGUUUAAAACGUUUCAGUUAUAUAAGACGUUUUAGGUUUAUUUUAAGACGUUUUAAAAUUCAGUCUUGUCAAAUUAAAAAACCAUGUAAAUUUCAAAUUGAUUCAAUUAAUUAUUUUUCAAUAUUUUCACUUUUAUUGAGUUUAAUAUUGGUGAUCCUCUGGUAUAUUUAUCGAAAACAAGAAUGGUCAUGGGUAUUACAAGAUAUAAUUGGUGUUGCAUUAUGUAUUGUUGUUCUAUCUAUUUAUCGUUUAGCAAAUAUGAAAGUGAUUACAUUGAUUUUGUUACUAUUUUUUUUCUAUGAUAUAUUUUUUGUAUUUAUUACACCUUAUAUUCCAUUUUUCUCUGACUCACCUAAAACUACGACGACAACAUUAUUAUCAACACAAACAACAAUUAGUACAACACAUACUAAUCUAACUACAACAUUAACAACUACAUUAUCACCAUAUUAUGUACCAACAGCACAACCAGACAAAAAACAUAAUCCAAGUAUUAUGGAACAAGUUGCACUUGGACUUGGAAGUGGAGAAGAAGUUGUACCAAUAUUAUUUAGUGUGCCAAAAAUAGCAAAAAAUCUUGAUCCAUGUAUAAAAAGUUUUGAUCAAAAAGUUGGCUUUGGUGAUAUUAUUUUGCCAGGAAUUUUAAUAACGUAUUGUAAAUUAUUCGAUAUAGCGAGCAAGAAUCGUAUUCAUGUUUAUUAUAUACAAUCAAUGAUUGCCUAUUCUGUCGGAUAUAUAUUUGUCAUUAUCGCCUUGACUUUUAUGAAUAUGGCACAACCAGCUCUUCUCUAUCUUGUUCCAUGUUCUCUAUUAUCAACAAUUGUUACCGGUCUCAUUCGUCAUGAAUUUAAAGAAUUAUAUUCAGGACAAAGAAUUAAACAAAUAUUCAAAGAAAUGGAGAAUGACGAUCAAGUAUCGAUUUGUUCUAAAACUGAAAAUCAAACAACAAAUGAUGAAAAUGGUCUAAUAACUUCUACUACGAGAUAA
Messenger RNA from Didymodactylos carnosus, 2064 nucleotides. Lineage: Eukaryota; Metazoa; Rotifera; Eurotatoria; Philodinida; Philodinidae. The record is from the annotation of a GenBank genome assembly.